This is a messenger RNA of Carassius gibelio (silver crucian carp), 1054 nucleotides long. Its product is annotated as cartilage acidic protein 1-like. The transcript is spliced from 2 exons. The coding region runs from base 1 to 336 and encodes 111 amino acids. Gene Ontology annotation, molecular function: calcium ion binding. The record is from RefSeq and is a predicted model, not a curated record. NCBI's taxonomy places the organism in Eukaryota, Metazoa, Chordata, Actinopteri, Cypriniformes, Cyprinidae.
AUGGUGUGUGUUACUAAUAAACCCCAGUCUGUGAGUGUGACUCUGUCUCCAUUCCCUUCAUCCUGUUCAGACGUAAAUGAGUGCAGGCGUCUGCCAGCAGUGUGUCCUCACACUCGUCCGGUGUGCACCAACACAUACGGACACUAUAAGUGCAGCUCAAAGAAGAGAUGUGUUGAGGGCUAUAAGCCCAGCAGGGACGGCCGAGCAUGUGUGGCUGUGUCCUCCCGGUACGACAGCAGUGUCUCUUCCUCUCCUGUCUGUCCUGGUUUUCCUCUCUCUGAACUUCUCCUGAUCUCAGUGCUGGGUGUCUCUGGAGGUCUGUCUCCGUGUCGUUGAGUCUCUGUAGGUUUUCUGUUCUGGUCCGACUCACUGUCUGUCUCGAUGAAGACGGACCUCAGAGUGAUCAGAUGAUGCACAAACAGGAUGAAGAUCUUCAAUCAUGCUUUCAGACCUCUAGAGGCUGACUAAAAACAUUACUGCAUGAAUAUUUGUCUCCACAAGGAGAAGUCACAGGAGUAGAAGAGCUGAACUGGAUGAAUUCAAUGAGUCACGAUGAUUGUCUUUCCCCAGACCUUACAUGUUGACACUUUACAAUAUUAUGGCACUUUAAAGCUGCAUUCUUUGGUUAAAAAGGAUCCAAAAUCAGUAAAUGAUUAAGUAUAUAACCAAUCAGUGUUCAAAACUAUCUCCUUAACUUAGCCCCUGAUUCUCAGUAAGCUAGUAAUGUUCUCUAAUUCGGCUUUGGGUCGGAUUUCGCAAGAAAUGCCAGUUUGUGACACUGUUAACACAUUUGAGAACAAAUUAUAAUAUUUGCAUGUUUGAUGUGAUCUGAGCUAGCUUUACCAAUUUUUUACAGUUUUGGUUAAGUGCAACUGGCAGACAUGUUACUUCAGAUUUCCAGCGAUACUUGUUAUUUUUGACAUAUUUCCAAGAUGUAUCUGUAAUUCUGAAGUACAUACAGCUCAAAACAUAAGAUUCAUCCGCGCUGGAGCCAUGCCGAUGCACAGCCCACUUAAAGAAGAACAUCUCAAACAGAGAUGGUGACAAAGAGGCA